Didymodactylos carnosus is the source of this 705-nucleotide messenger RNA. NCBI's taxonomy places the organism in Eukaryota, Metazoa, Rotifera, Eurotatoria, Philodinida, Philodinidae. The record is from the annotation of a GenBank genome assembly.
AUGAUAAAAAAAGAAAUGGUAUGGGAAAUGGAAUUAGAUGAAACAAUUUUAGAAGAUUUAUACACAUGGAUUGAUAGUUUGCCGCUAUCACGAUUAAAAAAACGAAUUGAAAGAGAUUUUUCUGAUGGAGUCCUCGUCGCCGAAGUUAUCCGUUACUAUUUGCCUGAUUUAGUUGAAAUGCACAAUUAUACACCAGCUAAUAGUAUCCAACAGAAAAAAGCUAAUUGGGGUACAUUAAAUAAACGUGUGCUGAGUCAUUUUGGUUUAGACAUUCCAGAGACCAUAAUACAAGGUCUUUGUAAUGGAAAACCGGGUCUCGUCGAAGUUCUACUGUACAAUUUGAGGCUAAAAAUUGACGAAGAACUAGAUUUACAACAAAAAUUUCAACAUUCUCCCAGACAAGGUGGACACUCACAAAUGUCAUAUGAAAGUGGACGAACAACAAAAGCGACUACAACUCUGCAUUCAAUGACAUCACGUGGCGGACGACUCACGAAAGGUGAUAUGAAGAGGGGCGUCCCACGACUGGAGUUCGAAGAAAUUAGACAACAAAAUUUACAACAACAAGAAGAAAUUGAAGUGUUACAUGCAAAAAUACGUCGAUUAGAGCAUGUUUUACAAUUGAAAGACAUUCGAAUUAAUGAAUUGUCAAAAACCGUUGAGGAUGUGAGACCCACAAGACCAACAGCAAUAAAAAAAUCUUAA